GAAGGCUCGGGAGGGCGAAGCGGCAGUGCGCGCCGUGCUGAGCUUAGCGACGGGCGUUCCUCUUGCCUCAAGCCUGCAAUUUCGCUUGUGUGCGUCAGACCUGAGUCUCUAUCACGGGUCAGGGUGGUGACGGCGAGAUGCGCUUCCACGAGUGGCUGUUGGCAGCCGCGUUGCUGCUGGCGUUUUCGAUAGCUACAGCUCGACGCGCAGACCAGGACUUCGAGUUCGACGACGACUCGGAUCCUGCUUCUUCUUCUACGAAUCGCGACUCUAAUGUCGCUCACUCCCGCAGACCCAGAAGAUACAUUUACGACCCGCACAAUUCCCUGUGCCAUUCUCUGGUGUGUAAGAAGCGUGAGGUGUGUCUUCUCCGUGACGCUUUCACAGCUCUGUGCGCCACGAAGAAGGAUAUUAUACGAAAAGGCGACGUAAUAGUAACAGCAACUGCCAAUAGCUGGGAAGCACCGGCUAGAGAUCGCGAAGAUGACGAGGAAGAUGUAUUUUACGACAGUGCCGCCAGAGAUACUGAUGCAGAUCUCGACAAUGAUGAGAAUAAACCUGACCGCUGUGUGGGUUGUCCGGUGCGCGGUCGCGGCGAAUUCCUAUGCGGUUCGGAUAAUCGCACAUAUUCGUCGUUGUGCCGUCUGGACCUUCACAACUGCGUUCACCGUAACAAGAAACCGGUGACGUUGGCUUGCCGAGGCUUCUGUCCGUGUCCUUCGACGCCGCGCAGAAAUCGUCGUCCACACCAACGACAGAGACCUACCAGACGAAACUUCAACGAAUACGAUGAUGAUUGGCGACGCAGGAAAAUGGAAUCUUCGCACAACGAAGUCCUUCCCGAGAGAACUUCCCGAAGACGUCAAUCACAAGCCACUGAAGGCUGCGCUUUGGAUAAAAUGGCGAAUCGUUUGCUCGACUGGUUCUCCGUUCUGAUGGACGAGGCUGCUGAAAAAGCACCAUCUGAAGAAGGCUUCCCGAAUGAUUGCAAACCAGAAGUACGCUGGAUGUUUGCUCAUCUGGAUACGGAUGGUGAUGGAAUACUGUCCGCUGACAACCUUUAUUCCCUACGUCACGACGAACGCGAACGCUGUCUGCGACCGUUCCUAUCGUCAUGCGGAGGUGCUGGUGGUGACGUCACGCGUGCUGCAUGGUGCGCGUGCCUCCGCCGCGCCGCCCGACCCUGCACCGCGCUAGCACGUGCGCAUCCUCAACCUCACGCUGGAGCCUACGUACCGUCGUGCGACGCGCGCGGCUUCUACAGACCGCGGCAAUGUCACGCGGCUCUGGGCGUGUGCUGGUGUGUGGACGCGCAUGGCGUCGAGCUGCCGGGCUCGCGGACCAAGGGAGCACCUGCUUGUCCCGGCGAGAAAACCUCAGAGAACGACAGCAACAAUAGUUCUGAAGAUGCGGACGGAGCACCGGCUGAUGACGAAGACGCCGACGGCAGCGGUGACCAGGAGAUGCGCUUCUAAAUGUCGUCAAAUUAUAAAGUUCAACUUCGUCCUUUUUACUAGCAAUUAUACCCAUAUAAAUAAUAUAAAUUCCAAAAUAAUGAAAUAUUGUUUCUGAACUCGUCUGUAAUAUAAGCCUCACGUAGGAGAUGAAAAAAAAGGAGUUUGAUUCCUAUUGCAAAUUAACUACCGCCCCAAUGUGCUUUUAUAUAUUGAGUUAUAUUACAACAUGGAAUGAAUUACUAUACUUACAACUUUACUUAUAUGUUGACCGAUAUCAUCACUUGAGUCAAUCAAAUAUCUCAGGAAUGUUAGGUUCCAUAAAUAAAGUAUGUAGUUAGUUAGCUCUACCUAGUGAUUAGCAUAGAUUCUUACUAUUGCUGGUUCGCGGAAUCCUCAGCUGUAGUUUAUUGUUUAAGCCUAGUUAUUCUUGACAGUGUCAAGCCUUUGAUUAUUAAAAGCCCCGUUGCCUAAAGAGCAACUGACGUAAAAAACUUUUUUUUUAACACGUUCCUUUGGCAAUGACUUUAACCGCGUAACUUAUGUCAUUAAUAUGUAAUCAACGUUGACUUCAAAAUCUCGCAUGGCCUUAUAACCUUUGUAACGAACUUUUUAAAUUGCAAUAAAAAUUAGUUUUAGUUAUGUGGGUACUUUCGCAUUAGAUUGGUUGGUACCUACUGAAUAAUGUUUGUAUAAAUCUUUAGAACAAUUCACGUUUGAGUGCUAGUUUACUAUAUAUUUAGUAGAAUUUAGCGCUACGUUAUGUAUUCUCAGGCAUAAGUACUUACAUUAGAAUUCUAAAACAUGAUAAUGAAUUAGAAUUAUAGUCGCUGAACUUCAAAUUCGGGGAGUAAAAUCUUAUAAAUGUUACAAAAAUGACUCCUAACCGUUAUUCUUUUUUUUUAUUAAAUUUAUAAUAUAGUCGAAUAGUGUAUGUUUUAUGGAGAAUGGGUAGGUAGGUAAAUCUGAUUUCAAUUUACUUUAACCUAAAUUUUGUUGUUAUACCACUUCAGAUUUACCUUCCUGGUUUGAUUCCAGAUGGUUGAAUUUGUGAGUCAAUUUCAUUUCACUGACCGUCCAUUGAUUUGAACGUAAUUUAUAGAAUGAAUAGUCAAUAUCAAGAACUGGAUGAUUUUUUAGACAAGUCAGCCAACUGUAAACAACUACUGCUCUACAGUUUUUUUCAUUGUUCUCAAGAAUAUCCUUAAUUGAUGUAUAGUCCCAUUUUCUAACAGGCUUGUUGUGCAUUAAAAUAUUUCAAACGAUUGAGUUACCUCUUUUAAAGUUCAGGGACUCGAUAAUUUAUCAGAUAAUACUUAAAAAGGUAUGUAGGUACUUAGUUUAGUAUUGUGAUCUAACGGCAUUCGCAGCGGUACCUAAAUAAGAUAGCAAGAUAGAAAUAUGUAACCACGAGCAAUAUUUAUAAACCCCUCGUACUUGAUUUAUAGUUGUUUGUACCUAGUAUAUCUAUAUCGCUAUAUUAUCUAUUUCUAUAAAAUAUUACGGCGUGGUAGAUUUUUAUAAGUAGUGAAAAGCUGUUUACGAUUUAUGAACUUUAUAAGGACAAAUUAUUGUUUUGGGAAGGCGAAGGCAUACUUACACAUAAGGCCUAAAGUCGUUGUAAAAUUUAAAUUAACCGUCCCAUAACAAAAAAAAAA
Molecule: messenger RNA, 3112 nt
Organism: Bombyx mandarina (wild silkworm)
Lineage: Eukaryota; Metazoa; Arthropoda; Insecta; Lepidoptera; Bombycidae
Gene: Cow
Product: Proteoglycan Cow
Biological process (GO): anatomical structure development
Molecular function (GO): extracellular matrix binding; protein binding; collagen binding
Source: RefSeq, a predicted model, not a curated record